UCUUAGGUUACUCAUGCUUGUGUGAGGGUUUCUUUUUCUAAUUUCAUCUUGAAUCGCGUUUAUUAUUAAUCCCAUCACUUCAUUUCAUCAAACCAAUCAGAAACUAUAUUUUGGACAACAGUGUUCAAACCCGUUCUGGGGAAUAAUCAUUGUUCUUCAAACUCGCGACUAGCCUGUUAAACUCGUGAUUCUAUGUCUGAGUUUGCAACACCAAAAAUGUCCGAAUUUCACUAGGGUGCAGGUACAUAUUAGCACGUAAAAGUUCCUCCACAGAGUUGCAAUGGAUAUAAUCUCCCAAUUACAAGAAAAGGUUAAUUUGAUUGCACAUUUAACUUUCAAUACCAUUGGUACGUUGCAAAGGGAUGACCCUCCUAAUCGACUGUCACCAAAUUAUCCUGAACCAACAGCACAUCCUACAGAGGAGGAGGGGACAAAUUUUUCAGAGCAGCCAAAGCUGAUGAGUUCUACUUUAGUGAAGGCUGCAAAGCAGUUUGAUGCAUUGGUUGCAGUUCUUCCAAUAUCCGAGUCAGGUGAAGAAGAACAGCUUAAGAGGAUAACAGAACUACAAACUGAAAAUGAUGCAAUAGGACAAGAACUUCAAAAGCAGUUGGAAGCUGCAGAGAAAGAAUUGAAUCUGGUUCAAGAGCUGUUUAGGCAAGCAUCAAAUAAUUGUUUGAACUUGAAGAAACCAGAUGACAAUUAAGCUAUUUCAUUACUAGAUCAGAGUGAGUCCAUUCCAAUUCUUUAAGUUAUUAAAUUAGUGAGACAUUUACUAAGGAAAUAUUUUGCCACAAGGGAACCAAGCGAAGGAUAUGUCAAAAUAAUCAACAAACUAGAAGGAUAUGUUUCUGUAAAUGAACGAUAA
Vigna umbellata (rice bean) is the source of this 865-nucleotide messenger RNA. RefSeq names its product mediator of RNA polymerase II transcription subunit 21-like. Lineage: Eukaryota; Viridiplantae; Streptophyta; Magnoliopsida; Fabales; Fabaceae. The record is from RefSeq and is a predicted model, not a curated record. Gene Ontology annotation, molecular function: transcription coregulator activity. Gene Ontology annotation, biological process: regulation of transcription by RNA polymerase II. Gene Ontology annotation, cellular component: mediator complex.